Molecule: messenger RNA, 627 nt
Organism: Naegleria gruberi
Lineage: Eukaryota; Heterolobosea; Eutetramitea; Acrasida; Naegleriidae
Exons: 2
Coding region: 1-627 (208 amino acids)
Biological process (GO): translational initiation
Cellular component (GO): eukaryotic translation initiation factor 4F complex
Molecular function (GO): translation initiation factor activity; RNA 7-methylguanosine cap binding
Source: RefSeq, a predicted model, not a curated record
AUGAGCAGCGAAAAGAAGGUAAUUGAUCAAGAAGAAAUUGAAAAUGACACUGAAGCCGAAGUUAAUGAAGAAGUAGCAGAAAGGCCUAUUUUAGAAAAUACUUGGACAUUAUGGUAUCAUAACCCUCAAGCUAAACUUAACGAGCAAAACUAUUCUCACUUUUACAAUGAAGUCUAUACAUUCUCGGAUGUUGAAACAUUUUGGAGUGUUUUUAAUCACAUUAGAGGACCUAGUGAAAUAUCGACCGGUACAACUUACUUUUUAUUGAAGGAAGGUAUAAAACCAGAAUGGGAAGAUCCAAAAUGUAUUGGUGGUGGUGAAUGGGUUUAUAGUUUCCCUAAAAAGCACGUUCCAGCUGAUCAAUACUGGUUAGAUUUAGUGAUGUUUUGUGUAGGAGAGUCAUUUACUUAUUCGGAUAAUUUGCUUGGAUGUUGUGUUGCCAACAGAAAGAAUCAAAUUCGUAUCAAUUUGUGGGUAGAUACAUUGGAUGAAACAAUAGCAAAGAGAUUUGGAGAGCAAUUCAAAUUUGAAGCCUUAAAAAUAGGAGCAAAUACAAAUAUCAAAAUAGACUUUAAAUCUUUCAAAGAUCAAUUGGACGGUAAAAAGACAGUUUUACAAGUAGUGUAA